This is a messenger RNA of Bolinopsis microptera, 435 nucleotides long. Its product is annotated as glycine cleavage system H protein-like. NCBI's taxonomy places the organism in Eukaryota, Metazoa, Ctenophora, Tentaculata, Lobata, Bolinopsidae. The coding region runs from base 1 to 435 and encodes 144 amino acids. Gene Ontology annotation, cellular component: cytoplasm; mitochondrion; glycine cleavage complex. The record is from RefSeq and is a predicted model, not a curated record. The transcript is spliced from 4 exons. Gene Ontology annotation, biological process: glycine decarboxylation via glycine cleavage system; protein lipoylation.
AUGGCACUGAGGUUGACUUCCCGGGUUUGCCUACGUCAGCUCUACGCACAAAGAAGGUGCCUGUCAAUGUAUUUCACAGAAGCACACGAGUGGGUCAAAGUAGAGGGUAAUAAAUUCAGAAUAGGAAUCACAGACCACGCCCAAGCGGCCCUGGGGGACGUUGUGUUUGUUGAGUUACCAGAACUCGACUCUGAGCUCGACGCCGGAGAGGAAAUAGGUUCGGUGGAAAGUGUUAAGGCUGUAGGAGACGUACACUGUCCAGUGGGGGGCAUUGUUCAGGCAGUUAACGAACAACUAUUAGAUAAACCCGGCAUGAUUAAUUCUUCUCCUGAGGAUGAAGGUUGGAUCGCUGAGCUUGAACUCACAGAUUCGUCUGAAUUGGACGACCUGAUGGAUAGAGACGGUUACGCUGCUUUCCUAGCCGACGGAGCAUAA